GUUCGCACUCGCCGACGAGCAGGCGGCGGCGCAAACUCUGCUUCCGGCGAGGAGCCACGCGUUCGGCGCAGCGACUGAAGCGGCGGCGACUCCGCCCGGAACGCGACCAGAUCCCCUCAUGUCGUUCGCCGGUGUGUCGGUCGUCGACGGCGCCAAGCGCUGCACCUGCGACACGUCGGCCGUCUACGCCGGCGCGGACAGCGGGUACCACCUGCUCAUGGUCAGGGACUACUCGCGUACCAAGCUUCAGUUGCCCACCGGCGAGAGCGCCACCACCGGCCUUUUCACGGUGGGAGAAUAUGACUGGUACAUCGAGUACUACCCCAACGGAGAAAACCCGAACUGCCGGGACUUCGUUUCGCUCUACGUCACGAGGCAUACCCUCUACGACUGCGAGGGCGAAGAGGAUGUGGAGGCCAAGUUCAGCUUCAGUCUCGUCGACCAGCUUGAGAAGCACAAGCCAGUGUACAUUCAUGGAACCAAUAAAACCUGCACCUUCUCCAGCAGUGCUCCCUCCUGGGGCAGCGACAGAUUUGUGAGACGAGACGCCCUGGAACGAUCGGCGCACCUAAAGGGCGAUUGUUUCACCAUCCGGUGUGACAUCAUGGUUGUUUGCAAGGAUCACAAAAUCGAGGAUGCCGCUGGCGCCAUAUCUGACAUAAACCAACAUUUUGCCCACCUCCUUCAAAACAAGGUGGGUGCUGAUGUGACAUUUGAGGUCGGUGGCGAGACGUUCGCCGCACACCGGUGUGUGCUUGCAGGCCGGUCUAAAGUGUUCAUGGCGCAGCUCUUUGGCCCCAUGAAGGAGGGCGCCACAACAUCCAGCGUCAUACAGAUCAAAGACAUGGAAGCAAAAGUGUUCAGGGCUUUGCUAAGCUUCAUCUACACAGAUUCACUCCCUGCCAUGGAGAAGGACAGCAUGGAGGAUGAAAUGUCAGAAGUUAUGGACGAAGGGCGAGAAGAAGCAGCAGAGUUUGAAAUGUGGCUGCAAUGGUUGGAAGAUUUGUUUGUGGCGGCAGACAGAUACGAUCUCCAAAUGCUCAAGUUAAUCUGCGAAAAGCAGUUGUCUGAGCACAUAAGUGUCAGCUCGGUGACGUCCACUCUUGCUCUAGCUGAGAAGCACCACUGCUGUGGAUUGAAGGAGGCGUGCUUGAAGUUUAUCCAAGUGCAGUCUCCCUCAUGCUUGCAAACAGUAAUGGCAACUAGUGGCUGGGAUCAUAUAGCAGUGACCUAUCCCUGGGUUGUGAAGGAGUUCAUUGCCAAGCUUGCUUCGAACCAGCGCAAGUAACACUCUGUAUAGGGGUAGGUAUGUUCCUUAGACCUGCAGUGGCGCUCUUAUGCAUAUAUGGAUCCUCUUAAGAGAGGUCAUAGUCCGUACGUCUUUUUUUUGUCUCACUCAUGUAAUUUGCCUAUAUGCUGAAUAUCAACAAAAGAAAUCCAACAUAUGGUCAAAUUGUCUCUUCA
Messenger RNA from Triticum dicoccoides, 1464 nucleotides. Its product is annotated as BTB/POZ and MATH domain-containing protein 2-like. The transcript is spliced from 2 exons. The record is from RefSeq and is a predicted model, not a curated record. Gene Ontology annotation, molecular function: protein binding. Gene Ontology annotation, biological process: protein ubiquitination. NCBI's taxonomy places the organism in Eukaryota, Viridiplantae, Streptophyta, Magnoliopsida, Poales, Poaceae. Bases 119 to 1288 code for a protein of 389 amino acids.